CAGGGAGCCUUUCGUCAUUCGAUGCACGGGGCAGGCAGAAGGUACGUGCCUCCACAGCUGGAUGACAGCUGGCAGAACUCACCGACACCUGGCAGAUCAGCCGUCGAGCUUACCGUCAGAUCCCACCACACCGUGGACUGACCCCAACAAUGGACGUUCCCAGGCUGCAUGCCGCCGCCCAAACAGCGAAUGCAAAGGCCGCAAACAUCGAGUCCACAUCGCCAAUUGUAGCAUACCAACCUUAGAGCAGCAAGAACAAUACCAAGUGUGAUGAGAUUCUCAACCAUUGUGUCCCAACCAGUCUCCUAACACACUUUCUUCUCAUUUCUGCUUAUCCGAUUGAUGGUGGUGCGCACAAAGGGAGUGCGGGUCCGGAAUCGCGCCAUCUUCAUUCGCAAGUUUCCAAAGACCAAAAAGGGAAACAUGGCCGCCCCCAACUCCUCCUUCCCACAAGAAGGGGUCGCUACUUCUGCUCAGCAAAAUCUAGACGCCAUCACCGACGACGACUUUGAAUACGUCGACGAGGAGUUCGUCUUGAGUCAUCCCCCACAGCAACCAGCACAGCCCGAACCCAUGAUUCCCGACCUGUUCAAACAGCCUCCCCUGGUGAAGGAUGACCUCAUCACCGACACCUCCCGGCUCCAGGACCAGACUGUCGAGCACUGUCUACCCUUCCUGACUACCGAGGAUGGACCCCUCGAUGUCAACGACUAUGGCCUCCCCAAGCUGAACAGAGAGAAGCAUAUCAAGUUCCUCAAGCAGUCCCUUGGGCCGUUACCAGGUCGCUUUGUUGCAGUGGAUGCCAGCAGGCCGUGGUACUUGUAUUGGUGCCUAUCCGGUCUCACCAUGAUGGGGGAGGAUGUGUCCAGUUACCGGGAGAGCGUUAUUGAGACUGCUCGCACCAUGCAGAAUGAGUCUGGAGGGUUCGGUGGAGGCCAUGGACAGACUUCUCACCUGGCGACUACCUAUGCCGUUAUCUUGGCUAUCGCCUUGGUUGGAGGUGAGGAGGCCUAUGAUGUUAUCGAUAGGAAGGCUAUGUGGAAAUGGCUAUGCUCUUUGAAGCAGCCUGAUGGUGGUUUUCAGGUGUGUGUGGGAGGUGAGGAGGAUAUCAGGGGGGCAUAUAUCGCGGCUGUUAUCAUCACUCUGCUCGAUCUGCCUCUGGACUUGACACCAGACUCUCCUGCAUAUGACGGUCGUUCCAACCUGUUGACUGGCAUAGCGGAAUAUGUGCGUAGCUGCCAAACCUUUGAGGGCGGGAUAUCUAGUCAACCCAACAACGAGGCCCAUGGCGCGUAUGCCUUUUGCGCUCUUGCCUGUCUCGCCAUCCUAGACAACCCUCGCCGGAUCAUCCCAAGCUACCUAGACGUCCCACGCCUCGUCUCCUGGCUGUCUUACCGACAGUACGCACCCGAAGGCGGAUUCUCGGGACGCACCAACAAGCUGGUUGACGGCUGUUACAGCCACUGGGCGGGCGGAUGUUUCCCCCUUAUUGAGGCAUGUCUCAGUCCCUCCGGCUCUGGUUCCGAGAAGGACAAGACAUCCACCGGUCUUGCGGCGGCGCCGGAGAGCCUGUACAGCAGGGAGGGUCUUAUUCGGUAUAUCCUUUGCUGUUGCCAGGACCAGACGAAGAGGGGUGGGUUGAGGGAUAAGCCGUAUAAAAUGUCAGACCCCUACCACACCAAUUACGUCCUCUCCGGCCUCUCCUCCGCCCAACACCAAUGGGAUCUCGACUCCGAUCCCCUUCCCCUUUCCAACGGAGAUACCACCCCCACCUUGGCCGUCCUGGGCGCCGACUCCGUCUGGAACGUGUUUCCCUACAUCGACGAAAAAGACCAGAUUUACGAAGACUCGGACCGGGUUAGACCGAUCCACCCGGCUUAUGCGAUCCCGCAGAAGAACGUGAAUGGGAUUAGGGGGUAUUUUCAGGGGCACAGUGGGUUUGCUUCCACUUAGGCGGUGGACAAUGACAUCGAUGGGCGGAGGAGAUUGGGUAGACUGAGUAGAUUGGGUAGAAGGGGAGGAAGGUUCAGGUGGGGUAACUGUGGUUGUCCUUGGGAAAGAGGGAAAUGAGUUAUGCGGAAGAAUGACCAAGUAGUAUGUGGUAUUGAGGCAGCGAGUGCUUGGUGAUGAGGAUAUACUGUUAAGAAUGAUGGGAAAGGUAUGUUCGCAUGAAACAGCAGAAACGAGUGGAAGUCCUCACGGCAGCUCUUAUACUAGCAUAUGUUUGUUUGCAUUGUCAAGAUAACGGGCGGGCAUGUUUAGUUUGAUGUGAGCCCUCGAGUUGGGUUGGCAUGAAGGCAGUCUACAGGAAUAUCCAGCAUGAGUGAGUGCAACAAGCAAGACGACGAGGACAUGCCGGAUUGUCUGUCGAGCGUAAUCAAUAGCUUUCUGAGCACCAAUCUGUAAAAGAAGCAAGUUGAGAUCCUCCAUAGUCAUCAUGUGUGAAA
This is a messenger RNA of Neurospora tetraspora, 2447 nucleotides long. Its product is annotated as terpenoid cyclases/Protein prenyltransferase. The transcript is spliced from 5 exons. NCBI's taxonomy places the organism in Eukaryota, Fungi, Ascomycota, Sordariomycetes, Sordariales, Sordariaceae. Gene Ontology annotation, biological process: protein farnesylation. Bases 343 to 1953 code for a protein of 536 amino acids. The record is from RefSeq and is a predicted model, not a curated record. Gene Ontology annotation, molecular function: protein farnesyltransferase activity. Gene Ontology annotation, cellular component: protein farnesyltransferase complex.